AUGGAGAUGCAGAACUGUAGUCAGUAUUUCAUCUGUGGGUACCAAGAUAAAGAGGAAGUUGUUCUGUGGAUGAAUACAGUAGGACCCUACCACAAUCGCCAAGAAACAUACAAAUACUUCUCUCUUCCUUUCUGUGUGGGAUCAAAAAAAAGCAUCAGCCAUUACCAUGAAACCCUAGGAGAAGCACUUCAAGGAGUUGAAUUGGAAUUUAGUGGUCUGGACAUCAAAUUUAAAGAUGAUGUAAUGCAGACUACUUACUGUGAAAUUGACUUGGACAAAGGAAAAAGAGAUGCCUUUGUGUAUGCUAUCAAAAAUCACUAUUGGUACCAGAUGUAUAUUGAUGACUUGCCAAUAUGGG
Molecule: messenger RNA, 358 nt
Organism: Merops nubicus (carmine bee-eater)
Lineage: Eukaryota; Metazoa; Chordata; Aves; Coraciiformes; Meropidae
Product: transmembrane 9 superfamily member 3-like
Exons: 3
Biological process (GO): protein localization to membrane
Cellular component (GO): membrane
Source: RefSeq, a predicted model, not a curated record